This is a messenger RNA of Lethenteron reissneri (Far Eastern brook lamprey), 1370 nucleotides long. RefSeq names its product transmembrane 4 L6 family member 1-like. Gene Ontology annotation, cellular component: membrane. The record is from RefSeq and is a predicted model, not a curated record. Lineage: Eukaryota; Metazoa; Chordata; Hyperoartia; Petromyzontiformes; Petromyzontidae.
ACCGUGGAAACUUGCGAAAUUUUGUGGCUUAGCGAGUACAAAAGGCGACACCACAGCACGGCUCAGGCAUUCGUUCAUCGAUCGGAGCAACGAGCAGCAAGCAUCUCAUCCUCCUCACCUCAUCCUCACCUGAGCUCUCGGACUGUGAACGCAAACAAGAUAUUGAAAGAUGUGUACCGGCAAGUGCGCCGACUUCAUUGGCAAGGCCCUCAUUCCGCUGGCCGUGCUGUCAAUCCUCGCCAACAUCCUGCUAUUUUUCCCCGAUGGAAAAGUGGAAUUUGCUUCAGAGAAUCAUCUCACCCCACAAGUAUGGUUCUUCCAUGGGAUAGUCGGCGCCGGGCUGCUGAUGUUCAUUCCAGCCUUGCUCAACACCAGGCUGGAUGAGAAGGGCUGCUGUGGAAAUCGUUGCGGGAUGCUGUUCUCCGUCCUCUUCAACGCCGUGGGCAUCGUGGGCGCUGGGUACUGCUUUAUUGUGUCAACCACUGGCCUGGUGGAUGGACCCUAUUGCAAUGUUGGAAAUGGAUCCUGGGUGUCCCCAUUCAAGAACGACACCAUCUCAACUGAAUAUCUUAACCUCAACGGUAGCUACCUGUUCGAUCAAGAAAUUUGGAAAAAAUGUGUCGAGCCUUUAAAUGUAGUCCUGUGGAACAUCGUGCUCUUCUCGAUGCUGAUCUGCUUCAGCGGCGCCCAGGUCGUGCUGUGCGCAACGCAGAUGAUCAACGGCCUCAUCGGGGUGCUCUGUGGCACCUGCAUGAAGAAUGAAGUUGUUUAAAUUAAAAAAGAAGAAAAUAAAAUUAAAGAAGUAAAAGCAAAGGUUAUAAAACGGUAAACUCUAUGACCUGGGCAUUGAGAUCGCUGUCUGGAGAGAAACCUACAGGAAUGCACACAUCUCUUCAAAAACCAAACGACCACUUUAUCCUUUGUUCUUACAAAAAAACGCAGUUGUGUACAUUUUUUAAAAGACAAUUCAGGCUUGUGCACUGUACGUUAUGAAUUGUUUUAAAUAAAUACUUCCGGAUAUGCUACUUUUUUGACUUUUGAAAACAGCUGUUUUUAAAUGCAUAUGCUACAUGGCCAAAGGCAAUUUUGUUGUUGUUGUUGUUAUUUUAAUGAAAUUUGAUGGAGGUGAAAAUUUCCGAGAGUUGUACAGGCAUAAUUGUGAUAUAUUAUGGUUACAUAUAGUAUUUUUAACUUCAAAUAAACAUUACAAUUGAUUGUGGAAAAUAAUGGUUAGGAGGUGCCUCGUUGUUGUCUGGUUAUUUUAAAUGAAUUGGACAUGCUCCGUACAAUUAUUAUUUACGUCAUUGUUUACCUUUAUAAUUGAAAAUAUAUGAAUUAAAUAUCCACAAUAAACUCUGGUUUGACCAGCA